Molecule: messenger RNA, 2180 nt
Organism: Xylaria bambusicola
Lineage: Eukaryota; Fungi; Ascomycota; Sordariomycetes; Xylariales; Xylariaceae
Product: cytochrome P450
Exons: 2
Coding region: 396-2099 (567 amino acids)
Molecular function (GO): heme binding; monooxygenase activity; iron ion binding
Source: RefSeq, a predicted model, not a curated record
AGAGCGAAUACGACAGCAGGGCAUCGUCAGCUCCUCGGAGUGACAUACUUACUGUUACAAUGAUAUAUGAGAGAAUGUCAUCAGAACUAUGCUAGCCUAGAUCAGUACGAAAGACUGACCGAUCACUGCCAUGGAUACCUUGCCUUAACGUUUCGGUUGGCGUGAUAAGUUGAUGAUGAGUGGGAAAAUGGUUUCGACGGCAUUGCAGAGCAUAACGGGGAGGCGCUGUUGCAAGGGUCCAACUAAAGAUUCACACUAGGUAGUACACUAUAUAAACCACAGGAUACGCAAGUCCAGCUAGGAGGCCAAUAACUCCCAUCGACCUCAGGGUUCAUAUUGCCUGUUCAUCCGGGCUAGGAUACCCCGGAUCUAUCCAGUCUAAGUAAAUCGAUUGAAUGCAGCUUGUAUCAGAUCAAGCUACUGCCAUGACCAUAAUAUGGCCGCUCCUGCAGGCGGCCUUUGGAUUCACUCUCGCUGUGGUGGGAGCAUGGCUAUUGACAUUUGUCUCCAAGUUAUGGCAGACUCGUUCUCAUAUCAGGAGGCUACAAAAAGCCGGCAAGCCCGUUCCUCCUCACAGCUUCCUUAUGGGACAUCUCCUACAAGCAAAAGCCGCAUCAGAAGAGCUUCCGCCGGGGGCACAUAGCGCCUAUGUUCUGACGCGAUUGGCCACCAAGUUCAAGACGGAGGCCUUCUACUUUGAUCCGUGGCCCAUCGCCGAUCCGCUUCUCAGCUUGACGGAUUACCGACUUGCGAAUCAGGCUACUAGUCACGAGUGGACGGGAAGCGUGAAACCACCGACACUAUCGCGAUGGUUCGCACCGAUUUCCGGGCGCGGAGGGUUAAACCUAUUCACGCAGAACGGGGCAGAUUGGAAGCAAGAUCAUGAGAUCUUCUUGCCAUUCUUCAACAAUGCCAACCUCGAUGCUACACUCCCUGCCAUCGUUGAAGAGAUGCUCGUAUUACGUGGUAUCUUGCGGCAAAAGAGUCAACAGAAAGACGUAGUACUUCUGGAGCCUCUUAUGCUCGCUCUAAUGAACGAUGUAAUUGGCCGCGUGGUUUUCAAUGCCGAGUUGAAAAACCAGACUUCAGGCUCUCACCACCCUCUCUCGAAGGCCAUGCUUCGUCAGCUUAGUCUCAAAUUUACCGAGAACGAUGUAGUGGCGAGCCUGACACAAUUGAAUCCUCUUUGGUCAUUGGAGGUUUGGUACAAUGGUCGUGUGCUCGAUAAACAGAUUCGUGCUCAGAUAGAGAAGCGCGCUGCUGUUUUUCAGGCUGAGAAAGGCUCUGAUGACAAAUCUCCCUCAAACGCUAUGUUGGACCGUAUCAUCGCAGACUACUUUUCUCAAUCAAGCCACAAACAAUCAGGUCGUAUAGAUGAAGAGUUCAUGACUAUGUUAUGCGCACAAAUGCGCUUGCUAUUCUUCGCAGGCUACGAUUCGACUUCGAGUACGUUAACGUCCAUGUGCUAUCUAAUAUGGAGACACCCUGAUGUCCUAGCGAAACUGCGCGCUGAGCAUGAUGAGGUAUUCGGCCGAAACACCGAGGCUUGCCCCGCGAAGAUUGUUGAAAAUCCAUCCAUCCUCAACUGUCUCCCUUACACGAAUGCCGUUAUCAAGGAAGUAAUGAGACUUUUCCCGCCGGCCGCCGGGGUGCGCCAGGGCUGCAAAGAGCUGGUGCUUAGGGGAAACGACGGAAUGGAAUAUCCAACUGAGGGGAUUAUCGUACAAAUAAAUCACGUAGCGAUGAUGCGGAAUCCUGCGACCUGGCCGCGCCCCCUAGAAUUCCUACCAGAACGCUUCCUGGUUGGGCCAGAGCACGAACUAUAUCCGCCCAAGGGUGCCUGGCGAGUGUUUGAGAUGGGUCGAAGAGAUUGUACAGGUCAAGCCUUUGUCAUGAAAGAAUUGCGCAUGUUCCUCGCUCUAUUCGCCAGGGAGUUUGACUUCAAGGAGUGUUACGAUGAGGUGUACGCCGGGGAGACAGUCGAUCUCACGCAUGUGUACAACGAGAAAGCAUUUCUGACUGAAUCAGGGUCGGCGCAUCCGAGAGGAAACCUCCCAUGUAGGAUUUCGCUUAGUCACUAUGCAAGUACAAGCGCCUAAUUGCCACAUCAGAGGAAAUGCAGUUUGAUCUUGUUGGCGAAGCUGUAUAUUAGUUUUCAGGCACCAGACGUUGUCCAAUGU